UAUUCUGUGGCUGGUAAAAAUAUUUCCUUCAUUCAAUCGUUGUGUGUAAUAUUAUUUUUGUUGCUAAAUAGUCUCAGUUUCUUUAAAUUUUUAUUUGUUCUGCUUACUUUUCUUCUUCCAAACAUUCAAUUAAACAUAUAACGAAAUAAUUCAAGAUUUGAAAACGAUUAAGUUUUAUUCGUCAUCAAGUGUGUAACCAUUUUAUCACAAUCAAAGUGCUAUAAAAAUUCUUUGAAGUGCAAUGUGGCGUAGGUAGUUAAUUGUUUGUACCGCGUGUGAAAUGUCACAACAUGGAUACCCUGAAAGACUAUCGAAUACAUCGAAGGGCUUCCAGGAAGAUGUGUCCAGCCAACAGACCAUGGAAGUCUUGGUGGAAACCCUCACUGGGACAGCGUUCGAAAUCACUGUCUCACCUUCCGACACUAUUUUCGAUAUAAAGUCGAAAAUAUAUAGAGUAGAAGGUAUCCCAGUAGCGCAACAGCACCUAGUGUACAACCUCCGCGAGCUGGAAGACGCGCGUUCCCUCCGCGAGCAGUCCGUGUGCGAUGGGGCGAAGCUCCGCCUGGUGCUCGGGCUGCGUGGUGGGCCGGUGGCCACGCGACGCCUGCCGCCGCCCGAGCCCUGGCAUGAUAUUGAGCGGCUGCUUGCUUCUAAAAGCGGCGAAUGCGAGAGCAGCUCAGGCAGCGGGUGCAAGGUGACGGUGGUUGUGUUCCGCGAGGGGGAGCGCGUGAACAUGCUGCGCGUACGGGAGAACAAGGACGGCACAUACUCGCCCAUCGAUAGCAAUAAGUGUGAGUACUCAUCGUCCCUCAGUCACCUAGUGGAGUGCGACACGGACGAGUGUGUCAUCGGAGCCUCCAGAGCCCCGGGGCCGAGCACCAGCGGAGCCCCCGGAGCCCCUGGAGCACCCGGAGCCACUGGGGGGCAGGAGAACGCGGUCACAAUGGCGAAGAUGAUGCAGCUGAGGCAGAGGAUGCACUCACUCACCACUAGGACGCCUGUUGGCAAACGAGAUAUACAAAAGACUAGAAGCGAAGAAAUUUUAUCCGUCCCUAGUUUACUAGACGAUACCGAGUACCGCGCGUUCAGCCCGGCCGAGGACUCGUACCCCUAUUCUCACGGACUCGAGUACUCACGAGGUUUAGAGUACUCACGAGGCCUCGAGUACUCACGAGGCCUUGAGUACUCCCGAGGCCUCGAGUACUCGCGAGGCCUCGAGUGCGCGAGAGGGUUGGAGUGCUCGUUGGGAGAGAGAUACGCUUUGCUCCCGCCCAGUGCGGGUUCGGAGCCCGAUUUGCCUGAUGCGGAUGACAGGCUGAAGCUAUCGGACGCGCUGUCGGGCCCGAUACUGGUGAAGCGCAACAGCGGCGCGGGCGAGCCGCCCGAGCGCGACACGCACCUCGCCUUGCGCGCUGACGCGGGUCCGCUAGUAGUUGGCGAGAGUGGCUGGCGAGGCCGAGGCUUUGGCUCUAGUUCCCAACUGGCCGGUGGAAGUCUUGCUGGCUCAUUAGCCGGAGGACUGACUGGCUCGUUAGCUGGAGGACUGACUGGCUCACUGGCCGGUGGACUGGCCGGUAGUCUGGCCCCAGGGGCUGUGGGUUCGUCGUCAGCGUUGCACGUGCGGAGCGCCCGCCACGCGGCCAGGGCUUCGCCCCCGCUGUCUGAUGCGCUCUUCUCUUCGUCCACGUCGGAUUUGGAGCAUUUGAAGAGAAAUAGAAUCCUGCCAGCCCUAAGCCGACACCGUAACCGCGAACACUUACACCUGAGCGACGAGCGCCUGGAUACCGACCAACCCCCAACUAUCCAACCCCCACAACCCACACAGCCCUCACAACCCCCACGGAACAAGGAAGUCGGCAGCGAGCGACGACAGCGGCGCAUAGACAAGAUCACGGAACUGGAACAGAAGGAACAGAGAGAACAGCGUGAACAGAAAGAACAGAAGGAACAGCGGGAACAGAAGGAGGAGAAGAAGAAGAUAAAGAUUCGGUGCGCGUUCUGCAAGAAGCGGUUGAGUAUAGCGACGGUGCACACGUGUAGGUGUGGAGUCGAAUUUUGUGCGCCGCAUAGAUAUGCAGAGGUGCACGGGUGUGCGUAUGAUUAUAAGGCGGGAGCCCACCUGUACCUGCAGCGCGCGAACCCGCUCGUAAGCGCGCCGAAGCUGCCCAAGAUAUGAGUGAUAAUAAAGUGUGCAGUGCGGUUGUGUAGUGAUAGUGUUAGUGAUAGUGCAGACCCACUCAGUGUAAAACCACCGCUGUGAGGUGGUUACGUCCUUCAAAUUUCUUUUCAAGUGCCUGUCGAGAUGAGUUUUGGAACGAAAUGUAUGUAUCUUUUGACUAAUUUAAUGAUUGAUUUAAUUGUAUCAAAAUUUUUUUUUGUGUUUGGAAUUUUAAGAUUUUUUUUACACUUUCCCCCUUCAAAACCAGUGUACAACCGCACUCGUAUGUAUGGACGGAUAUGUCAUAACGUGAAGUGUCUUAUUGCUAACGGUUACUAACUAUACAUAUAUCCAUUGUUUGUUUAUAUUAGCUGUAACGUCACUGGGGAGUUUUUCCGACUACAUGUAUACACUGUUGCCUAAUGAUAAGGUUGACUCGGAAUUGUUCAAUUCACCAAUUGAUUUUGAUUUGGGUAUUUUAAACCAAUUUUUGAGUGAAAUAAACGAUGUUUAAAUAUUGAUGUAGCAUGCUUGCCGUUAAUGACAUGUUAGUGACUGCUGUUUAAACAUUGGUUAUUUUGUUGACGAAUGUUGUAAAAUAUCACGUGGUUUUAUCCAUAUCUCUAAUUUGUUGGUGAAGUGUAGCUAUGUUACUAUGAUCCAAAUAUGCUGUAACCACACUUAAAACAUGUUAACUAAAGAACUCAGUGUUUGAAGAUUUAUAAGCCCAGUUAUAAUUUGUUUAAUAUUAAAGUUUAUUAAAAAUAUCCUAAAACAAAUAAAGAUUAAUGACAAAACAUGUUUCAGUGCGGGUUGCAAUGUGUUUGUACGUUUGGAGACUAUAAUAAGCCCUGCUUGCAAAUAAUUAUAUUCUAUAUUGUACAAUAAUUUUCAGAAUUAUAAAUACUUUGAAAAACUCCUGCGCGACCCGGGGCGUAUCCCCAUUUUUCGUAUUCUUAGUUGCUUGUACUAAUUGGUGGGAAAGGAAAAAGUGGGGGGGAGACACUCGCUCGAUUUUAUUUGUAAAAUUACAGCGAGGCGGGGCACCUAAUGAAUGUGAUAUAUAACUAAAUUAAGUUUAAAAUGUUAUAUAAUGCCAUUUGUGUGUUUGUUUUCGUAAUUAAAUAUAAUUAAUGAAAAAAAAAAUUAUCAAAAAAAUAUAUAAAUAUUAAUAAAUAUAAAUAAAUACUCCGGUUAUGACCUUAGUUGAGGUGCUUUGUGCUAGUUUGUACGGUUUCUAUAUUUUUCCGUUGUAUAUUGUAAUGCAUAGAUUAAUGCUUUAUUUUCUGUGGUCGGUGUGAUUAUGUACAAUGUGCGCGAGACGCGACGCGACGAAGAGUUUUGUUGUCGUCGCUCGCGUGUCGCCGGCCUAAUAUUCACUCUGAUGUUGAUUUGGAAUACCUCGUGGGUAUUUCUGUAGAAGUUUUGAUACUUCUGUUAUAAAAUUGUCUAUUAUUCAACAUUGUAUGUCGUCUACAUCGAGUAUUGUGCUCUAAGUGGUGUUAAUUUAAUAUUGUAGCAACGAUUUUGUACAGUUUUUUGACCAAAAUAUAAAGAAUUUUCGAAUUAAAUCACAAUUCUGUGCAAUUUUUAUUUUGCUUUUUUGUUGUUAAUGUUUGAAAUAGUUUGCAUUAGUUCAAUUUUUAUCGUUAAUUUUGUCUGAUUGAAAUACAAUUAAAUAGUUCUGUAGCAAUAUGUGUAUGGCAAAGAAUUAAAACCUAUUAACUUAGGAAACUUAUAUUUGAGGCUAACAUAGUAAUGACCACUAAAACUCUUCAAGAUUUUUUAAUUUCUUUUGGUGCACAAAAAUAUGAGCAGUCAAAAAACGUUUUAAAUUUGUACUAUAAUAUUUAAAAUAUAUCUAGUAUUAUAUAUAAUGUCCUCAUACUCGCAGGUUACAUUGCUGCUGGCAGUAAUUUAUUAUAUUUAUGUAAUUAUUGUGAUUAUAAAAAUAUCUAAAAUUAUAAUAUGUAUUAUAUGAAAAAACAAUUGUUACUAGCACUUACCAUUUAGAGCAAAUAAACCACGUUUUCGUACUAGACUGUAUAUUUAAGUUUAUAGAAUCAUUUUAUUUGGGAGAAUAAUUUUGGCUGAUUUUGAAAUAAAAUAUUUAUAAUGCGAAAGCGA
Colias croceus (clouded yellow) is the source of this 4285-nucleotide messenger RNA. RefSeq lists its product as uncharacterized. The record is from RefSeq and is a predicted model, not a curated record. The coding region runs from base 281 to 2176 and encodes 631 amino acids. The transcript is spliced from 9 exons. NCBI's taxonomy places the organism in Eukaryota, Metazoa, Arthropoda, Insecta, Lepidoptera, Pieridae. Gene Ontology annotation, molecular function: protein binding; zinc ion binding.